AUGUUAAAACGUAUCAUGUCUGCCAAAUAUUAUGAUAUUGGUUUCAAUUUAACUGAUGAUAUGUUUCGCGGGUUAUAUCAUGGUAAAAAGUAUCAUGAAUCUGAUAUAUCUAAUAUCCUAACUAGAGCAUAUCAAAGAAAUGUCAAAACUGUUUUAGUGACAGGUUCCUCAAUAGAAGAAUCUCGAGAAGUUAUCAAAUUAAUACAAGAAUAUCAAUCUAAGACACCUAUUAAUUUGUACCAUACAAUUGGUGUUCACCCAUGUUGUGUUAAUGAGUUUGUUCAAUCUGAGGUCAAUUCUGGUAUAAAUAAUCCAACAAAUAAUGAAGAAAUGAAUCAGCAACUCUUUGAUAAUAUGGAUAUUGAUCAUGUGAAAGGCAAACUAAAAGAAUUGUUUGAAUUAGUGCAAGCCAAUAUUGAUGACAGCAAUAAUUCAUUACGUGCUAUUGGUGAAAUUGGUCUUGAUUAUAGCAGAUUACAUUACUCUUGCAAAGAUUUACAGAAAUUAUUAUUUGAAGAACAACUAAAAUUGUCAUGUUUGAUAAAAAAUGAUUCAAUACCUCUGUUCUUACACAUGAGAAACUGUGGUCAAGAUUUUAUUCAAAUUUUGAAAAAAUUUAUUAUUGGUUUCUUAGAUACAAAGGAUCUAUUUAAUUUGAAAUCUUUGGUUCAUGAACAAGACCAAAACAAUUCGAUUUUUUAUAAAUUCAAUCCAAAUAGAAAAUUUGUAGUUCAUUCAUUUACUGAUUCCUUGACAGAUUUAAAAGAUUUAUUAAAUUUAUCACCAAACUGUUAUAUUGGAAUGAAUGGUGCAUCUUUUAGAGAAACUAAUAAUAUUGAGUGUGUUAAAUAUAUACCAUUGGAUAGAUUAUUAUUAGAAACUGAUGCACCAUGGUGUGAAAUUAAAAGAACCCAUGAAGCAUGGAAGUAUCUUUCAGAUAGGGACAAAGAAAAUAAAUAUAAACUUAUCAAAAAGGAUAAGUUGAAGAAUAUAUCAAAAGAAGAAUGGGAUGAUUAUAUGAUUAAAGGUAGAAACGAACCUUGUACAAUGGAAAAUGUUGCAAAAGUUAUAUCCAAUGUUAAACAAUUGCCUCUUGAAAAGGUAAUUGAUACAGUGUGGCAAACUUCAUGUAAUGUAUAUGGAGAAUGA
This is a messenger RNA of Arxiozyma heterogenica, 1149 nucleotides long. RefSeq names its product 3'-5'-exodeoxyribonuclease. Gene Ontology annotation, cellular component: cytosol. The transcript has a single exon. NCBI's taxonomy places the organism in Eukaryota, Fungi, Ascomycota, Saccharomycetes, Saccharomycetales, Saccharomycetaceae. Bases 1 to 1149 code for a protein of 382 amino acids. The record is from RefSeq and is a predicted model, not a curated record. Gene Ontology annotation, molecular function: 3'-5'-DNA exonuclease activity.